AUGGAGGAAGUGAAACGUGCAACAUUUAGCAUUCAUCCUCAAAGUGCUCCAGGAGAUGAUGGUAUGACAGCAAAAUUUUUUCAAAGCUUUUGGAACAUACUUAGUGGUGAUGUGUUUCGAGCAGUUAAGAGCUUCUUUUCAGAGGGCAGAAUUUUGAAGGGUUUUAACCACACUCAAAUCUAUCUUAUUCCCAAGAUUUCUGAUGCUAAAGAUAUGACUCAGAACUCCCAUUCUCCCGAUGUUAUCACAUACAGUUCUCUCAUUUUUGGAUUGUGUCUUGAGGGUCAAUACAAGGAAGCCAUUGAUUUGUUAAGUGAUAUGGUGCUUAGAAACAUUACUCCUAAUGUUUAUACCUAUAAUACUUUGAUUGAUGGACUAUGCAAGGAAGGAAAGAUCAAAGAUGCUAAGAGUGUGUUGGCUGUAAUGACAAAAGAUGGUGUGAAACUAGAUGUGGUUACUUAUAACAGCUUAAUGGAUGGAUAUUGUUUGGUUAAUGAGAUGCGUUCCAAGAACUUGGUUCCUAACACGAUAACUUACAGUACUCUUAUUGAUGGCUUGGGAAAAUCAAGGAGAAUCCUUUGUGCCUUGGAGGUUCUUGAAAAGAUGCAUGAUCGAGGUCAACCCGCUAAUAUAGUUACUUACAGUUCUUUGCUGGAUGCUUUGUUCAAUAUGAAACAACCUGACAAGGCACUUAUGUUAUUCAAUCAAAUGAAAGAGAGUGGCAUUGAUCCAGAUAUAUAUACAUAUAACAUACUUAUAGAUGGCCUGUACAAAAAUGGAAGAAUUAAAAAGGCAAAAGAGAAUUUG
Molecule: messenger RNA, 807 nt
Organism: Arachis ipaensis
Lineage: Eukaryota; Viridiplantae; Streptophyta; Magnoliopsida; Fabales; Fabaceae
Source: RefSeq, a predicted model, not a curated record